GUACAAGGGGUACUCUCGCCUCACUGCGCCGGGACUUGACGGAGAGGAAGCCAGCUCACAGACCCGGUCCCGGGCUGGCCCGCUGCUCCUCGGCCUACUCUUCGGAGCGGUACCUCCAUCCUCGAGACCGGCAGCACUGCUUGUGCGGUGCUGCUGAGCUCGCCUUCCGGACACUGCGCCGCGCAGGCUUGUUGGGAACGGGAGGGUGCCGGUUCUUUUUUGUCCCACCCCCUCUCUUUAUUCCGGUUGCUCUGCACUUUGUGCUGGGGAAAUAGGCUGGUGGAUUCCACUUUCGGAAUUGGAGAAAGGUCCAGACGCUAGGCGAGAGUGCGUUGUAGACUUCCUGCUGCCUCCCAGCUUCGGGUAGCUGCUGCAGUGGUCACCCCCCGUCGUUAUUGUCUCUUUGGGUUUUCACAGACUAGAGGUUAGAGAAGAAAAGUCGGAUACGGUUUUCGAAGUUAUAAGCGGAGCAUCUUUUCUAAACCCAAAACAAUGAAUUACAAGGCACUAAUAGUUCUGGAUCCUUGGGUGGUCUUGAUGUUCGCAGAAGAAUUCCUAUAAAACUCAUCUCCAAACAAGCCAACAAAGUGAAACCUGCAGCUCGAACUCAAAGGACUAUUAGCAGGAUGCCUGCAAAGGCCCCAGCAGGUGAUGAAGAAGUCAGCAAACUGGCGUACAGGUCAAAUUUGGUUCCUUUAAAAAAACAAAAAAGUUACUGUUCAGAAGGAUUUGAUUAUAAUGAAGAGCAACGGUAUGACUGUAAAGGGGGCGAACUCUUUGGAAGUCAGCGAAGAUUUCCAGGACACCUUUUUUGGGAUUUUAAGAUAAACAUCUUAGGUGAAAAGGAUGAUACACCAGUUCAUUUCUGUGACAAAUGUGGAUUGCCUAUUAAAGUCUAUGGGAGAAUGAUUCCAUGCAAGCAUGUCUUUUGCUAUGACUGUGCUAUUUUACAUGAAAAAAAGGGAGAUAAAAUGUGCCCAGGCUGUGGUGAUGCUGUGCAGCGGAUUGAGCAGUGUACACGAGGCUCUCUCUUCAUGUGUAGCAUUGUUCAAGGUUGCAAGAGAACGUAUCUGUCUCAGAGAGACUUACAAGCUCAUAUCAACCAUCGCCAUAUGAGAGCUGGGAAGCCUGUUACCCGUGCUUCACUUGAGAAUGUUCAUCCUCCUAUUGCCCCUCCUCCAGCCGAGAUCCCCGAUCGUUUCAUAAUGCCGCCGGACAAGCACCAUAUGAGCCAUAUUCCUCCCAAGCAGCACAUUAUGAUGCCGCCACCUCCUCUGCAGCAUGUGUCGCAUGAGCACUACAAUCAGCCACAUGAGGAUAUCCGUGCUCCUCCAGCAGAGUUGUCCCUGGCUCCGCCUCCACCUCGGUCGGUCAGUCAGGAAACCUUUCGUAUUUCAACAAGAAAACACAGCAAUUUAAUAACUGUCCCUAUUCAGGAUGACUCAAGUUCAGGUGCUAGAGAACCACCACCUCCUGCCCCAGCGCCUGCUCACCAUCAUCCUGAAUAUCAGGGCCAACCAGUGGUAUCGCACCCUCAUCAUAUUAUGCCUCCACAGCAACAUUAUGCACCACCCCCACCUCCUCCACCACCAAUAAGCCAUCCAAUGCCACAUCCUCCCCAGGCUGCAGGUACUCCUCACUUGGUGUACAGCCAAGCUCCACCUCCACCAAUGACCUCUGCUCCACCACCAAUAACCCCUCCCCCUGGACAUAUUAUUGCCCAGAUGCCACCUUAUAUGAAUCAUCCUCCUCCAGGACCCCCCCCACCUCAGCAUGGUGGUCCACCUGUAACUGCACCCCCUCCCCACCAUUACAACCCUAACUCUUUACCCCAGUUUACUGAAGAUCAAGGAACUCUGAGCCCUCCAUUUACACAGCCAGGAGGAAUGAGUCCUGGUAUAUGGCCUGCACCAAGAGGUCCACCACCACCUCCACGAAUGCAAGGCCCACCUUCUCAAACCCCACUACCUGGACCACAUCAUCCAGAUCAAACAAGAUACAGACCAUAUUACCAGUGAUAAUAGUGUUCUGAACUGAAGAUAUGACAAAGAAAAAGAUUAAAUUAGUCAAUCUUAUAAUUAAGCUUUGUUGGGGGAAAGAAAAUACCUCUUGAGGUGGCUAUAAAACACAAAGUCUUGUCCCUUAAAAUGGUUUUAAAUCUUGACCUUAGGAUUGCUUUCAGAUAUUACACUGUAGUACAGAGAAGUGGCUUGGUUGAGCACAACUGUAUCUUAGCAACUGUUACUUUGGUGUGGUGAAUUGACCCUGAAGUGACCAUUUGUAAAAAAAUGGAAAAUUUUUCACUGUUCCAUUUUCAAAAUACUGCUUUUAUUAAACCCAGUGUUUAGUUUUCCUUGUGAUGCAUUUUGUUAACCUAUAUAAAAGGAUUAAAUUUCAAGACGGUUGUAAAAAUGCUGUUUUAUGUGAAUUUUAAGUACAGCCAUAUAAUUUUUCUUAAACUAUAUGUUCUACCACUAAUUUUCCAAAGUUAAAGUCCUAAAAGUAAAAAUCUACUAAAAUUAUAACCAGGCAGACUGUUAUAUGAUAGGGAAUUACUUCACAUUUUAGGCAUUGAAACUUCAAGGGUAGUAAUUAUGAAGUGCACUUGGGUUUCUUUUUGUCUUUGGACUGCCUACGGAGCGCCAAGAUACAUGAGAAUUCCUGUGAUAGUUCUAAUCAUUUAGAAAAUGACUGGCUUUGCCGUCUGAGCUGCUGAUGAGAUGCUGAUGUCAUCGGUGCUUUUUUUUCUGAGUGGUUAGAAUGACGUAAUUCGUCACACUUAAGUUAUAUCACUUUAUAGGAUUGUUGCAAUGGUGUUUUUUGGAUGAAAUGUGUUCUAUGUUCACUGUCUUAACCUACAUUUUAGGGCUGAUGAAGCUUUAUUUAAAUCUGCAUUUCUUCCUAGUACUUUGAUUUUGUGUUUUCGUGUGUUCUUGUUUAUGGAACUAUAGACUGCAGCUUGAGUGCUGUGGAGGAAUUUGACUAAUGUAUUCGCAGAAGGUGUUUUGAAAAACCACAAACUAGCGUUUACUCAGGUUUCAUUGCUGUGGUUUUUCCUCCAAUUUGAAAUUGUAAAACUAUCAUUUCUUUUGUCGUUGUUGUUGUUUGUUUUUUAUAAAGCAUUCUAACAUUAUAGUGUGGAAUCAAUAGUGAAGACAACCAGAUGAUUUUGAAUUGGACAGAAAAAAGUUCAGUGCCGUGAAAGGUGCCUUUGGAGUCCGUGUUUGCAUUGUCAGGACUUGUCCAGUCCAUUGAAGAUGACCACUCAGUUUAUACAGCUUUCCUACGUAUAAGUCAUCAUUCUUAGGAUAUUAUUAUAUGUCCUUUGAAUUGACUAAACCCUUGUGAAGCUUUUCUUCCCCCUUAAAAUGGUGCAUAAUAUAAACAUGGUGUGUAGUAUUAGGUAGUUUGUAGUAUAAAAAUUUAGACAUUUGUUUUUGACAAAGGGUAUACUGAUUGGCAAUUCACCAUUUUUUUUCUGUCAGGUACAGAAACAUUCUUGUGUUAGGUGAUCAGAUACAAAAUCAUUUCUGAACUUAGCACAAGAGUAAAUAUGAACUUAGCAUUUCAUCCUUGGCUGGCCAAGAAAAACCAAAAAACUAAUGCAGUUUUUCUUGAACAAGCAAUUUUUCUCCCCACAUCUAGCAGUGUGAAAGUCAGGUUUGCUCAUGCACUAUUUGUAGUGAGAACUUUUUGUUACUAGACACGAGCGUGAAAUAGUGUGACGUGUGGUGAGUGUUCCAUCAUACUACUGUAGGGACUUGGAUUGGUGCAAACUUGAUUCCUUCUCAUACCCCUGUUUAGGAGCUUUUUACAUAUUACUGUUAAAAUCCAAAUAACUCUUUGUUUCAUGUAACUAGAAAAUAGCCAGAUUCGUGUAAGAGCUUCUUAACUGUUUAUGAGAAGCUCUUGUAAUCGAGAUUUACUAGGGUUGGGUGUGGUAAGAAAUCACUUUGCCUAUAUUUUGGACCAAAAAAUCAGUAUCAUGAAAAAAAAAUCCCACAUUAUGAGAAUUCUUGUAGGCAUUUAACAACAAUUUUCAGUUAUGUUAAUAAACAUUAUACUGGGAGGCAGGUCAGAUGAAUGUCUUGUAAUAGACAAAGUUUAAAAUGUUAGGCUUGAAUUUCAGUUAAUUGUUUGAUGAGGGUGGGUGGGUAGACAGAUAACAGGAGUGCUGUGAAGAGUCUGUCCUUGAGGAAAAGGUUGUGAAUCCCAGUGCAUUUCAGGGAAACCUUUGAAGCUGUCUGUGGUGGACGUAAGUCUAAAUGUAUGUGUGUCUCAUUAAUUUCUCUUAAAACUACUGAGGUGGCAGUUCAAUUCUUAAAAACAAUAAAAUGGAAGCAUAAA
This is a messenger RNA of Arvicola amphibius (Eurasian water vole), 4347 nucleotides long. It is a transcript of the gene Cbll1, whose product is annotated as Cbl proto-oncogene like 1. The record is from RefSeq and is a predicted model, not a curated record. Lineage: Eukaryota; Metazoa; Chordata; Mammalia; Rodentia; Cricetidae. Gene Ontology annotation, molecular function: ubiquitin protein ligase activity. Gene Ontology annotation, biological process: regulation of cell adhesion; protein ubiquitination. The coding region runs from base 627 to 2018 and encodes 463 amino acids. The transcript is spliced from 7 exons.